AUGGCUAGCCCUAUGGACGCCAUCACGACAGGCUGUCUUCGCCGCGUCUUCGCUGGCGAGCAGAUCAUCGACCCCAUUGUCCAAUGUGUUCAGAUCAAGCCUAUGAACAACUCAGCGACCGGCGUUGAGAGAUUCCGCGUUGUCUUCAACGACACUGUCAACUUCAUUCAGAGCAUGCUUGCUCAACAGACCAACCACAUUGUACACGAUGGCAAGCUGAAGAAGGGCUCGCUUGUCAAGCUCAAGUCGUUCCAAGCCAACUCAUACGGUGAAUGCGAGAAGCUUGGCCAGCCCGGCCCACUCGAAGUAGUCAAGUCCGAAUCCGAACCUGCCGCCGCUCCAGCCCCAGCCGCAGCUCCUCAAGCACAGCCUGGUGGCAUCUCCGGCAACUCGUUCUACGGAAACAAGCCCCAACAGCAACCACAACAGUCUGCUCCGCAAAGACAGCUGCCCACACGCUCCAGCGGCCAGAAUACUCCUCAUGGAGGCAACAUCUACCCCAUCGAAGCCCUCUCACCAUAUCAGCCCAGAUGGACCAUCAAAGCUAGAUGUUCGCACAAGGGUGAAAUCAAGACAUGGCACAACAAGAACGGCGAGGGCAAGCUCUUCAGCUGCAACUUCCUCGACGAGAGUGGCGAGAUCAGAGCGACUGGCUUCAAAGAGGCCGUAGAUCAGUGGUACGAUGUUUUGCAAGAAGGCUCAGUCUAUUACGUAUCUUCUUGCAAGGUCCAGCUGGCCAAGAAGCAAUUCUCUAACGUUAACCACGAUUACGAGCUCACAUUCGAGAGAGACACCAACAUUGAGAAGGCAGAGGACAACGAGGGCGUUCCUCAGAUCACCUACAACUUCACUACCCUCGCCGAUCUUCAAAGCGUCGAGAAGGACACAACCAUCGAUACUAUCGGUGUGCUCAAGGAAGUCGGCGAUGUUAACGAGAUCGUUUCCAAGACUACCUCCAAGCCAUUCAGCAAACGAGAGUUGACCCUGGUCGACAACACAGGCUACAACGUCCGCCUGACCAUCUGGGGCAACACUGCACUCAACUUCGACGUGCCUACCGAAACUGUGAUCGCAUUCAAGGGUGUCAAGGUCAGCGACUUUGGUGGUCGCAGUCUCUCACUUCUGUCAUCGGGCACAAUGAAUGUCAACCCGGAUAUUGACGAGGGACACAAGCUCAAGGGCUGGUACGACGCUCAAGGUCGCAACGACACAUUCUCAUCACACGCCAAUAGCAUGGCUACAACAUCGACGAGUGGACGUAACGACCAGAUGAAGACCAUCGCCCAAGUGCGGGACGAGAACUUGGGUAUGGGUGAGUCAACAGACUAUUUCUCCCUGAAGGCUACCAUCGUGUUCGUCAAGUCAGACACCACCUUCGCCUACCCUGCUUGCUUGUCAGAAGGAUGUAACAAGAAAGUGGUCGAGGUUGCGGAAGGAGAAUGGCGCUGUGAGCGAUGCGACAAGGGCUGGCCCAACCCUGAAUGGAGAUACAUCAUGAGCAUCAACGUCAGUGAUCACACAGGACAGAUGUGGCUCAGCUUGUUCGACGAUGUGGGUAGAAUGAUCAUGGGCAGACCUGCCAACGACAUCAUGAAGAUGAGAGACGAGAUGAGCAACGGCGAGAAGGAAGUGUUCGCCAACGCUGUCUGCCAGACUUACGUCUUCAGAUGCAGAGCCAAGAUGGACACAUUCCAAGACCAGCAGAGGUAA
Messenger RNA from Aureobasidium musti, 1710 nucleotides. The record is from the annotation of a GenBank genome assembly. Lineage: Eukaryota; Fungi; Ascomycota; Dothideomycetes; Dothideales; Saccotheciaceae.